This is a messenger RNA of Cornus florida, 1674 nucleotides long. RefSeq names its product E3 ubiquitin-protein ligase BOI-like. Gene Ontology annotation, molecular function: ubiquitin-protein transferase activity. NCBI's taxonomy places the organism in Eukaryota, Viridiplantae, Streptophyta, Magnoliopsida, Cornales, Cornaceae. The record is from RefSeq and is a predicted model, not a curated record. Bases 500 to 1507 code for a protein of 335 amino acids. The transcript has 5 exons.
UGAUUCCAGAAAUCGGGUGGGAUGUGGGGUCCUGAGUUCAUGCGGACGUUUUCUUGUUUGUUGCUGACCCAACCCAACCCCAAGAAGUACUAGUCCAUUUCCACCUCCAAAGUUGAACCAACACCAAGUCACUGCCAUUUCCGUAACCACCCACCGAUCCCUCAUCAAUUAUUUCUCCCACAACACCACUCAUCUUCCCAUUCCCAAAACCUUCACUUACCCACCCCAUUCUCUCUCUCUCUCUCUCUCUCUCUCUAUAUAUAUAUAUAUAUAUAUAUAUAUUCAUUCAUUCAUUUCAUUGAUUCCUCUCUCAUCGCCUCAUGGAUGAUCCCAAAUAAUCUCUCUCCCUCUCUGCAUAUAAAAUCCAGGAUCUCGCGAGAUUAUUUGCCUUGAACCUGAAUCAUAUCAUUUGAUAUUGAGGCUUACUCUUUCUGGUAAUAUUGUUGGUACAUUUUUAGAUCGAUAGAAUUGGUGGCAAAUUAGAUUCGACUUUGGGAAGAUGUUAGGAGGCGAAAAUGGCAAUAAUAUAGUUCCUGUUUUCUUUAAUGAGAACUGUUUCCAGUAUCACACUGAUGCAUCAAGUCAGCUGCAAUUAUUUGGAAAUUUACCAGGUGGACGCAAUGUUGAUCCUGUAAAUUAUUUCACAAAUGAGCAUAACACUCCUUUUCUUCAACCUAAUAAACGAAGCAGGGAUCCAGGAAAUGUCUCAAAGAAGCAGAAGCUUCAGAUUUCCUUAAAUUAUAAUAGCUGUCAUGAUGAAGCUGAUCGGUCAGCUAGCAUACCGAACCAGAACCCUGUAUCAACCGGCUUAAGGCUGUCAUAUGAUGAUGAUGAACACAACUCCUCUGUUACAUCUGCAAGUGGAAGUAUGACGGUAGCACCGGCAAUCAUCUCGUCCCUUGGAGUUGACAUUAGGACUGAACUUGAUAGGCAGAAUGAAGAACUUGAUCAAUAUAUGAAAAUUCAGAGAGAAAAUCUGGCAAAGGGGGUAAGGGACAUAAAGCAGAGACACAUGGCUUCUUUCCUGAAUGCUGUAGAGAAAGGUGUUGGUAAAAAGUUGCAUGAGAAAGAUCUCCAGAUAGAGAACAUAAACCGCAAGAACAGAGAACUGGCCGAGAGAAUAAAGCAAGUGGCGACGGAAGCCCAAAACUGGCACUACAGAGCAAAAUACAAUGAGUCGGUGGCUAAUGUCUUGAAGAACAACCUCCAGCAGGUGCUCUCACGGGGUACUGCCCUAGGGAAGGAAGGAUUUGGAGACAGUGAAAUAGAUGAUGCUGCCUCCUACAUUGAGCCAAACAACAACUGCCUUAAAGUUCCCGGUAGGCUUGGGAAGGCUUAUUUCAUGAAGGAUAACAUGAUUUGCAGAGCAUGCAAAGCCAAGGAGGUAUCUAUCUUGCUGAUGCCUUGUAGACACUUGUGUUUGUGCGAGGACUGUGAAGGGUUAGUCGGUGUUUGUCCUGUAUGCCAGUUAAUGAAAACUGCUAGUGUUCAGGUGUACAUGUCUUGAAAUAGCAAUCAAAUAACUUAAAAUUGAGAAAAAAAAAAAAAUUCCCCAUGCUCUUCUUUUGAUGUGUGAUUUAAGUUGGUUUGUUCUCUAAAAUUAUUAAAUGUAUGUGGAUGACUUGUUAAAUUCAUGUAAUGGAUAUGUCAUCUGUGUGAUUUUCUCCUUCUUGC